CGUGGUCAGACUGGACGUCAUCCCGGGGGUCGUGGUUAUCGCAGUGGUCAGCGCGGUCGUGGGCAGCGAGGUCGUGGCCGUGGCUAUGGGGGACAGCCGCAUCCAGCUCCUGGCGGCCAGCAGCAGGCUUAUGGCGGACAUCAGCCACCUCUCGUUCCCCUGCCUCACGGUCAGCAGUUCCCAGGGCAACAGGUUUAUGGCGGUCAGCAGGUUCGUGGUCCGCAACAGAAUGGGAUCCCAGGUCACCCUGCUCUCACGUGUCCAAGAUUUGUGGGUAAUUCUACUCCUGCUCUCGCUGCUCUUCCUACGGGUGAGCAUAAUGCAUCUAUGUGGUAUCCUGACUCAGGAGCCUCAGCUCAUAUGACCCCUCACGAAGGACAAUCAGACGAGGGUGCAUCUUCUUCAGGGCUCCAAUAAAGACCAUCUUUAUCCCUUCCAUGCUCUACAAGCGACCUUAGUGUCUGGACCUACUUGACAUGAACGUUUAGGGCAUUGUGGUGAUCGAGUUUUACAAAAACCUCGGCAAAAUAAAUUAAUUUCGGUUUCUCGUAAUUAUGUUUCUUGUAAGUUGGGUAAAUCCCACUGACUCCCG
This is a messenger RNA of Cuscuta europaea, 592 nucleotides long. Lineage: Eukaryota; Viridiplantae; Streptophyta; Magnoliopsida; Solanales; Convolvulaceae. The record is from the annotation of a GenBank genome assembly.